This is a messenger RNA of Amorphotheca resinae ATCC 22711, 1032 nucleotides long. Its product is annotated as glycoside hydrolase family 18 protein. Gene Ontology annotation, molecular function: chitinase activity. Gene Ontology annotation, biological process: carbohydrate metabolic process. Lineage: Eukaryota; Fungi; Ascomycota; Leotiomycetes; Helotiales; Amorphothecaceae. Gene Ontology annotation, cellular component: extracellular region. The coding region runs from base 1 to 1032 and encodes 343 amino acids. The record is from RefSeq and is a predicted model, not a curated record. The transcript is spliced from 2 exons.
AUGCCUCCCAUCUCCCUCCCUCCGACCCCACGACUCGUCAUAUACUAUCAGACUCUGCACAAUCCAGAUGGCACUCCCUGCUCCAUUCUUCCCAUCAUAACCCAACCUGGCAUUGCCGUUAGUCAUGUCAACCUCGCAGCAAUCCACCUCAACGACCCUCCUGGGAACAUAACCCUUAACGACCAUGUCCCCUCACAUCCCCGCUACCACACGCUCUGGGCCGAGCUCCGCGUCCUCCAAGCCUCCGGCAUCAAGGUCAUAGGCAUGCUCGGCGGCGCCGCCAAGGGCUCUUUCACACGACUCGAUCUCGACGAUUCGACAUUCGAAGAAUACUAUAUCCCUCUGCGCGACAUGAUACGGGAGCGCGGGCUCGAUGGCUUGGAUUUGGAUGUCGAGGAACCCAUGACGCUCGCUGGGGUGAUCCGUCUCAUCGAUCGAUUGAAGAGCGAUUUCGGGAGCGCCUUCAUCAUCACUUUAGCACCUGUUGCUGCGGCCCUGAUGUCUGAUAAUCCGAAGCAUAAUCUCAGCGGAUUCAGCUAUGAGGCGUUGGAGGUCAUGCGAGGGUCGCAGAUCGCGUGGUAUAACACCCAGUUUUACUGUGGCUGGGGAGACGUGAGCAAGCCGGACGGAUAUGAUUAUAUGAUUGCUCGUGGCUGGCCGGCGCAGAAGAUCGUCGUCGGAAUGGUUACAAAUCCGGGGAACGGGAGUGGAUGGGUGCCGUUUGAGAUUGUACAGGAGGUCCUGCUUACGUUGAAGGCCAGGCAUCCGGGGUUUGGCGGCGUAAUGGGCUGGGAAUAUUUUAAUAGUCUGCCUGGAGACAGGGAAAGACCUUGGGAAUGGGCGGCAUUCAUGACGAGGAUCGUUAGAGGGCGGUUACCUGCUGCGACAGAGGCCCCAGUGGCUACAAGCAACGGUGCUGCAGAAGAGAAGCCGAACCCGUUCCUGCUUGCUGAUGGAGAUGCAAAGGCCAAGAGUGAGGCUCCCUUACCCGCCGAGUUUGAUUAUUACACCGACGGCAGUCUCGAGGAAUGA